AUGUCAAACGUCCCUACAAUCUUGCUGUGUAGAGACAUACCGAGCACACUUCUCAAAAAUGCAGAGGAGAAGGGCUUAAUUCAGAUCAUUCGACGAUCAGAGGACGGACCCGCUCCAAAAGAAUGGAUUAGAAGCAAUAUCACAAAUGCAAAUGCAAUCAUUGUCACACUAACCGAACCUCUAUCUGAGGAAAUGAUUGAAGCAGGAAAGAAGCUACAAGUUGUUAGUACGAUGAGCGUGGGAACAGAUCAUAUCGAUACCAACGCAAUACAGAAACGUUCAAUUAAACUUGGUACAACCCCUGAUGUCUUGGACGAUGCAGUUGCUGAUUUAACUUUGUUGUUAACUUUGGCAGCUAUGCGCAACCUUUCAUAUGCCUCUCGAAUCGUUCAACAAGGUCAAUGGUCUAAGCAUCCUUGGUCACCUUUGGCAUUUUGUGGUCCUUCUUUACGUGGUAAAACGAUUGGAUUUGUUGGAUUUGGAAACAUUGCUCAAACCGUUGCUUCUCUUAUGCUUAUGUUUCAACCGGGACGGAUAUUGUACACAACAUCAAAACCGAAGCCGUUUGACAUUCAGUCGCCCGAUUUUAGCCGACUGAGGGAGAGAGCUUCGGCCAGCUCCGAUAUUGAGAUUCGCAAUGUACCAGAUUUGCAGCAGCUUGCCAAGGAAUCCGAUGUGGUCAUUACUCUUACCAGCCUCAACCCAUCUACCAAACAUUUGAUUGACGAAAAAUUCUUGUCAAGCAUGAAAAGAUCAGCAUACUUAAUCAACACUGCACGAGGUCCGAUUGUCGAUACUAUAGCCCUGGCACAAGCGUUGGAAAGUGGUCAAAUUGCAGGAGCAGGCUUGGAUGUUUUAGAGGGAGAACCAAAUAUUUCAUCAGAACAUCCUUUACUACAAGAAUCUUGUCGUGAUCGUGUUUUGAUUUUGCCGCACAUCGGAAGUGCAACAAAUGAGGCUAGACAAGCAAUGGCAGAUCUGUGCGUCAAACAUGUGCUAGAUCAGUUCUCAGUCUCAUUGUGA
Meira miltonrushii is the source of this 1023-nucleotide messenger RNA. RefSeq lists its product as uncharacterized. Gene Ontology annotation, cellular component: cytosol. The record is from RefSeq and is a predicted model, not a curated record. Gene Ontology annotation, molecular function: NAD binding; hydroxypyruvate reductase [NAD(P)H] activity; glyoxylate reductase (NADPH) activity. NCBI's taxonomy places the organism in Eukaryota, Fungi, Basidiomycota, Exobasidiomycetes, Exobasidiales, Brachybasidiaceae. The transcript has a single exon. Bases 1 to 1023 code for a protein of 340 amino acids.